AUGGAGGCAAAACUUUUGGAAACUUAUCUCAUCCCAGAACUAUCUGUACGUGUAGACAGAUGGCCAUUAAACACUUGUAUGGAGCUAAAAAUGCGCAUGACUCCACUAAGUAUUCGUGUAUACCUGUGGUAUCGCUUUAGACUUUGUUUUGAAAUGAGUUACAAAAAAUGGUUUUCAAUAAAAAUUGGCAUUAAUUGGUGCGCAAAGAAUACAUUUGCGGAAUGGACGUGGUCAUUGCGUUCUAUACAUGUGACUUUAUUUACGAAUUGUAAGGCAGAUACCGACAACACACCCCCUGGCGUAGGCGUAUGUAAUGCAAAGCAAGUCGAAAAUAAAAAGUACUUUAUUCAGUGGCAAGGUUUUACCGAAGAUACGAACAUAGCGACUUACGUUGUCACCAUCGGCUCAAUUGCUGGUUCUGGUGAUGACCAUUAUUCUAUACACGGGAAACGUCAGAGUCUUAUAGUUCCAAAUCUUGAAAUUAUGCAUCGCAGAUCUGUUUAUGUUGGUGUGUACGCAAUUAAUGGCGUUGGUCUCAAAAGUGAUGUUGCUUACUGCCCUAUAUUUACUGCUAAUCGCGCAUCACCCGUUAUAACUUUUACCAACGACGGAGAUUCUUCAACCGACAUCGACUAUCAAAUGGAUGCUACGAGUCUCGCUGUGAAAUAUGGAAUCGCUGGGGCAUUUGCGGAGUUAUCAAAUAUUAGAUGGGGAAUCUCUUCGUCAGCAAUGUGUACAUUGUCUGAAAGUGAGGCUGAUGUACUUCCUUUACAAUCUAUUGGUGAGAGUUACACUAUUAAGAAAACUGGGUUGAACCUCACCAGUGGCUCGAAGUAUUAUGCCCGAAUAGUUGCCGUCAGUCAGUUAGGGCUAGCUACAGUGGCUUGCAGUAAUGGUGUAACUAUUGACACUACUUCACCAGUACCACGUAACUUCACAGUCGGCAAAGGCGGCACAAAAUUUAUACCUUCUGUUCGACGAGUAUCUGGAAAAUUUCAACAAUUUACAGACAACGAAAGUCCUAUAGUUCACUACCAGUGGAAACUAAUUGACGAACACACUGGAAAGGAUGUAACAUCAUUCAGAACAAUACCAUUGACACAAACGUCUCCAUUACUUGACGGCUUGAGUUUAACAUCGGGAAGAAAAUAUACCGCCGUACUCAAAGGCACAAAUGCCGCUGGUCUUUACGCAAUUGUUAACGUAUCGGGCAUUAUUCCUGAUGAUACGAUUCCAGUGUGCGACAGUUUACCACGUGACGUUAUUGGUUUCAACGACGUGGUUGACAGAGAUUUUGUUUCCCAUCUUAGUAAUCUCACAGCGAUGUUUAGUUGCUAUGAUGCCGACAGCGGUAUCAAGUCGAUUCAAGCGGGUGUAGGAACUUACCCAGGAGGAGAAAAUGUCCACUCAUUCGUUGAUAUAACAGAUUUGUCACUAAAAGUGUCAGAAGAUCUCAGAAGCAUGUGGGUCACAUUUGUUAAUGUUAACAUAACAAAACUGAGUCGGUAUCACGUCACAAUCAAAGUUCAAAAUAUGGCGGGUUACAGAAAAACUAUUUCCUCCGAUGGGAUAUUAAUGGAUACAACAGCACCCACAGUUAUAUCAACGUAUAUAAGAGAUGGACUUCAGGGGAUAGACAGAAAAUACAGCAAAGAGUUCAACCUAUUUCCAGCGCAUUGGGAAAACGCGUUUUCCGACUCAGAAAGUGGAAUUGGGGAGUAUUUCGCGGGACUGGGAUCGCGCCCGGGUUCAGGUGACCAAUCCACGUUCAGAACUAACAAUUUGAGUACGAAAGCGUUAAUUCGGAGUGUUAAUCUUAAAAGUGGAAUGAUGUAUUAUGUUACAGUGAUUGCUUGUAACAGAGUAGGGAUGUGUGUGAAUGGCAGUAGUAAUGGAGCAAUAGUCGAUUUUAUUCCACCACAUACUGGUGUAGUCAUAGCAGGUCAGAAGGGGCCACCACUGGAAAUAACAUGGAUUAACAAAGCAGCCUGGGCCCGAUGGCAGUGGUGUUCAACAGACAGAAGUGAUCUUAAUACAUCGCCAGACACUUGCAACGUGUUAAGUUUUUAUGAUCAACAUUCAGGGAUAAGAAGAUUUGGCUUAACCGUACUUUCUUAUGAGACAUCUAAAUUUUUGACACAGAUAAAGACCGUUGGUCGUGUUGUUUCCGGUGGGAUUCAUGUGGUGAUGCCAAACGGCGUAUUUUCUGUAGUUGUCGAGGCAGAAGAUCGUGCUGGUAGUCGCUCUAAUGCCAUUUCUAAAUCGUUCAUCAUUGACACCACCCCUCCAAAGAUUGUAAAACUCUACCAUGGCAAGGAAAAUGAACAAAUUAUGUAUACACGCACGAAAGACUAUCUAUUCUCGGCGUUUUUUGAAAUUACCGAAGACAUUUCGGACAUUGUUUCCUACAGUGUCGGCGUGUCUACGUUUCUCGAAGGAGAUGACAUUAUAUCCUUCACAAGGUAUGAAACCAAUGUCUCGGCCAACAUUCGCGUAAAUUGGACAUCAGCAAAUGUAAAAACUUUAAAACAUGGACGGAUAUAUUACAUAACUGUGAAAAGCACAAAUGCUGCAGGAUUAUUUCUGAUUGUUUCGUCGCCACCUUUAGUUUUCGACAAUGAACCUCCGUUAGUAUCUCACGUUUUCGACGGUUGGGGGAUUCUUGAUUCUCAAUAUCACCCAUAUUCAAAUAUUUACCGCAUGCAUUGGCAAGCAGUUACCGAUAUUUCUGAAAUCGAGAGAGUUGAAGUGUGCUUAAGUUCUAUUCUGGAUGGAAAUGAGUGUAAUCUACAUUCCAAGGUGGUAAUUUCUGCAAACGCAAUGUCUUACACGUUCACAAAUAUAUCUCUUGAAUCAGGUGUAUAUUGUUAUGCUUACCUUGGAAUAAAGGACAAAGCUGGUAACCAUGGUAACUUCUGGAGCAAUGGAGCAUUAGUUGACACCACUCCACCGAAAAAAGGCCGAGUAACAGAUGGACACGGAGGAACGGAUAUAGUUUACCAGCGUUACACAAAUAUUCUUUAUGCAAGUUGGUCGGGAUUUUGGGAGAAUGAAACUAUUAUUCACCACUACGAGUUGGCAUUCGGCACCAGUCCAAAUGUUUCCAAUAUUCAACCAUUCACAGACGUCGGCGUAGUGACCUCAACAUCCAGCUCCAAUAUUGUAGUUUCAGAACUAAAGAAUGGCGUAGUAUACUAUGCACAAGUUGUCGCCUACAAUAUAUUAGGAAUUAGAAGCGAUAUCGCACAAUCGGACGGAGUUUUGGUUGAUAUUACACCUCCUGAAUUUGUAUUGCCAGUCUCUGACGGAACAGUACUUCAAUUUGACUUUGCGUAUUCGAGUAAUUUAACGUUGUUGUCAGCAAACUGGAAAUGUGAAGACUCAGAAAGUGGGAUAAGGCAAGUCUUUGUUGGGAUUGGCACACAACCUGGUAUUCAAGAUAUUGCAACGUAUCGCGCCGUAUUACCGUACCAAAACUCUCGCACAUUUGAUACCUUGAACCUGACAAACGGUCUCAGGUAUUUUUCAUCAGUGAAAUGCAUAAACAACGUGGGUUUACAAAACUCAUUGUCUAGUGAUGGUAUUAUUAUUGAUUCUACCCCACCAGUGUUGAAAUACGUAUACAUCGGCAGUAAGCGGUAUCAAGAUUUGCCUUAUAUUGGACUGCGUUCUUUCGUAACCGCGAACUGGAAGUUCAAAGACUUUGAAAGUAAUGUUAUUAGAUACAUGGUUUGUAUCCAACACAUGCAAAAUAACUCACAGAUUGUCGGUCCGUGGGAAUUUUCUGGGAAUCAAACUUAUAAAAAUGUCUAUUUAACAAAUAAUGACUUAAGACAUAAAGAACGUUACGUCCUUUCAGUCAUAGCUUUCAAUGGCGCAGGACUUAGUACUACUAGUGUUAGCAACAGUUUCCUUGUAGACGGAACUGCACCCAUUUGCACAAAUAUAUAUGACGCUACUCUGGAUGGGGCUAGAGCUAACUUUACCAGCUUUACUUUAAAGUUAGCUGUUCAUGCUAACUGCAAUGAUGUUGAAACUGGAAUUUCUAAAUACGAGUUUGCCAUAAGAAAACUUAACACAUCUGAAUAUGUUGUUCCUUUCCAUAGUCUGAAAACAAAUUCAGAUGUACCACCUCUCGCUGUCGUUGGCGGGUUUGGGAAAAACCUUGUUAAACUUGAGCAUGAUGGUCACUAUCAAGUUGGUCUUCGGGUCACCAACAACGUAAAACUUGCCAGCGAGUACUGGACAUGUGGUGUUUCAAUUGAUACAACUGCUCCAAUAUUUAGUAGUGUUAUGUCAUUAUACAACGUUACCAGUGAUGCAUUCCAAGUUACCUGGGAGGUGUUCGAUAAUGAAUGUGGUAUAAAGACCCAGUAUUGGUCUUUCAACACAUCUCCGAAUGCUGAAAAUAUUAAAAAUUUCACUGAAAUUUCAAAACAUGCUACUGAACUCCUAAUUUCUGACAUAUAUUUCAAGCUUGGUGAGACAUACUUUAUUUAUCUUAAAGCUAUUAACAAUGCUGGAUUGUCAACAUUGUUUGUGUCACACGGUGUGGUCGUUGAUCGAACUUCACCUUCACCAGGGCGUGUGUCAGCAGAUUUUGUGCUACCAGAACAUUACGAUGGGAAUCCAAACAUGACCGAUGGUGCUUCAUUUUCAGUGAAAUGGUACGGCUUUAUCGAUCAAGAAAGUGGUAUAAGAUCGUAUAAAUGGGCUAUAGGACUAUCUCAAGAAGAAACAAUUGUGCUUAGUGAUGAUUUCUUCACCGAUAUCCAGUUCUCAGGAUCUAAGAACAGCUACAUUAUCAAAGAUUGGACCAUAUAUACAGAUACAACUUACUACGUAUGUAUAAGGGUUACGAAUGGAGUUGGACAGUCCAGUACAAGUUGCUCAGAUGAAGUACAAGUGAAGUUAGGAAAGCUAACGCCUGGCGUUGUAUACGACGGGCCUAUUGACGAAGAUAUUGAUUUCCAACUUGAUGAUAAAGCAUUAUGGCUUUAUUGGGCUGGAUUUAAAGACCCAGUGUACGGAAUAAGAAACUAUGCCUGGUGUUACGGAGAAUAUACGAGCACGGAGAAUGACACAUUUAAUUGCCUAAAUUCGCUGUCAUCUGUUCAUCCACCACUUGAAGUUUCAGCCCACACAUUUUAUAACAUUUCUUUACUACAUGGAAAGCGUUAUAAUGCCAAAGUUCAAGCAGUAAACAAAAGAGACGAAAUAGUAUCAACAAUCUCAGAUGGUUUUACAGUUGACCGUACAGCACCUAUUGCGGGAAUAUUAGAAAUCGGAGGUUCGCAUGGUACAAGGACAGUUUAUCUUACUGAAAUUAUGGCUCCCAUGGUAUCAUGGUCUAUGUACGAAAGUGAAAGUGUGCUGCAGGCAUUUCACUUUGGUAUAGGCACCUUUCCAAAUUGUAAUGAUUUAUUUCCCUUCAGCAAUCUUAAUGGAAGUACGUAUUCAUUGAGUCUGGAUGAAAUAGAUUUUAACUUAACGCACGGGCUCGCUUUCUACAUCACUGUACUCGGAGUGAAUGUUUUAGGGCUUGAGACGCGAAUAAUUUCUCCCCAAAUAAUUGUUGAUUGGCAGCCACCCAUGCCUAGCGCCGUGCAUGAUGGCAAUGGAACAGAUGAUAUUGAUUUUCAACAGGAUGUAAAACACAUAAGGGCAAGCUGGAACGAAUUUUACGAUGCAGAGAGUGACAUUGUGGAGUAUUUAUACUGUGUCGGGAAUAGACCAGGUAAACGUUGAUAAAAUUGUUUUGUAACAUAACUAAAAUGUAACAUGCACGCGUCGGUUUUAUCAGAGACUAAAUUGUUCACUAUGUGCAUAGGCUUUAUGAAACACCAAAGUGAAAUUAAUGUCAAAUGUGAAGUUAAAGAGAAAUGGCAAAAUAAAUUUUUAUUUUCUAAUUUGAAAGAACUUUUGAAACUAUAUAUUAACUUCUUUUACCGAUUUUUCAUAUGUAUUUUCCUCAGUUCUUGAAAUAUUUUCACUUGAAGUAAUGAAAUGUCCGCCAAUUUGAAUAAAUAUUUGAUCUUAUUAACGGCCGUCUUAGUGACGUCACAACAGGGAUUAACCAUAUGAAAGUAUUCGUUGCUGACCAAAUAUUGAAUGGUAUAGGUGUUUUAACGGUUUUGAGUGAUCUUGAUAUUUCAAAGGGCAGACAGAGUAUAGUUUUGAGUGCAAAAUGAUUAGUGGUUGUCUAGAUAAAAAUAUUGCGUGACGCCUGUUGUGACGUGCAUGCAUAUCUACAAAAAUUGAAGAUGGCGGUCAAAAUAUUUGUAAAAGUAAGCAAGAUAUGAAAAAAAACGGUAAAAGAGUAUUGUUAAGUUCUUUGAAAUAACAAAAUAUAUUGCCAUUUCUCUUUAAAAUACUUUGCAGUUCUAUUGUGCUUUGACCUGCAUUUAUGCUUAUAGCUCUUAAAUAAUUAAAUUAAAAAUAUAUUACCUAUUUGGAAUUUUGGUAUUAAAUACACAAAAAUUUUCAUGUAUCCAGACAGCGAAUUUACAUAAUGUACUUUCUUUAUAGAUUUUUGCAAUGUUUUAAACCGAACAUCAGUCGGUUUGGACUUACGCGCGGAAACAGAAGUAGCACUUGAAUAUGGCCAAACUUAUUUUGUAACCGUAACCGCCAUUAAUAGCGCUGGGUUGUCAACCACUUCUUCAUCCAAUGGAGUAACAAUAGACAUAUCUCCACCCACUGUCCAUGGGUUCUCGAUAAUGUCUACGGUCAUGAUUGAUCGAGAUAUCACUAAUAGAAACAUCACUUCUGAUGUCACUGCCAUUUUAACAAACAAUUGCAAGAUAUCUGCAACAUGGGAUUACAUCAUUGACAAAGAAAGCGAAAUCAAACGCGUAUUGGUGUGUGCAACCACGAUUAGGGAGGAUUGCAAUAUACUUACGUGGCGCGAUCUUAACCCCGACUCGUCAGUUUUCAGUCUUGAUUUUCAGAAGCCAUUGCAAUCUGGAACCGUUCUUAUGCUAAAACUUCAAGUUGAAAAUGGCGCUGGUUUGAUGACAAUCGUGAAUUCAAGUACGGUUCUUAUAGACAACAGCCCUCCUGUUAAAGGUUUUGUCAAAAUUAACAACAGAGAUGGUUUGAUUUUGUUGCAGGAAGGCCAGCCGCUGCUUGCUCUAUGGUCGGGCUUUAAUGACUUUGAAACUGGCAUUAAGGCGUAUAGGUGGAAAAUUUGUUUCGCAAGUAAAAUUUCUGACUGUAUCACUGAGUUUGUAAACGUUGGUUUAAAAAAUAGCGUUUCUUUAAGUGACAUAGGGUUCAUCCAUGGUAAAGAAUACAGGAUUGUGGUUAAAGCAAUAAACUUUGCUGGACUAGAGACUCAUUCUGUUUCAAAUUCGUAUAUUAUUGACAAAACGUUUCCAGAGACAGGCAUAGUAUUCAAUGGACGUGAUCCAACUGAAGACAAAUAUUAUCAAAGUUCGCACACAGAAAUUUCUGUCAACUGGAAAGGUUUUCGGGACAAAGAAAGCGGAAUUUCUCGCUAUGAAAUCUGCAUUGGUUCAAUUCCAGGUCUCUGCGAUAUCUAUGUAUUCAGAAACGUUGGUUUGGCUUCCAGUACGACUGUGAGAAACUUAAAUCUUACUCACAAUGUAACCUACUAUACUACGGUGCGCGUUACCAACGGAGCUGGCCAGACAGGUUUUGCUUCGUCAAAUGGAAUAAUUGUAGAUCUUACACCACCAAUUGGUUCUGAUCAUCGAGACGGCAAGGAUUUGGAUAUAGAUAUCUCGGCAGAAGACACGUUUAUUCAAACCAACUGGGAUGAAUUUCACGACCCAGAAUCUGGAAUUUCAAACUAUAUCGUUUGCGCUGGAACUAUCAUUGGCUCAUGUGAUCUAGUGUCUCCAACCACGGUUAGUAAUGGCCUUGCAGCAAAACUAACUGUCUGGCCAGCAAUAAGUUCAGGAACAGUUGUGUACUCAACAUUGUGGGCAUUUAACAAAGCUGGUCGAGCGACAGAGAUAUAUUCAGAUGGAGUGCUGGUGGAUACUACGCCACCUGAUGCAGGCAAGGUCAGUAUUAACCAGUGGUGUCAAGUAACGAAGUAAAUGCGCUUCGUUACUUACUUGAGUACUAUUUUUGAGAAGUGAGCAUCUAACAAAGUAAACUUUUUCUGGAGUACUUUUACUUGGAACGAAGUCGUUUUAAGAAGUAACGUUUAACUUCGUUAUUUUCAUUUUGUGGCGACGUAUUUCGUUACUUUCUAACUUUUGUUUUUAUUUUAUGUGAUUUAUUCCUGAUUUAUUUUAAUUUUGGGAUAGGUAAUAGCCUUUACAUGCGUCUGGGAUCUCUCGUUUGCGACUUACUUAUGAGCAUUAUUUAUUUAAUGGAUUUCUUAUAUCUCCAACAGUGUCUGCAAAGUCACCAUGCCGUGAAAUAUUAUAUAUUAGGUGCACGCAUAUAAUGCGUGUGCUGUUUUGUGUCUCUUGUAUGUCAAUCCAUCGGAGAAGUCCCCCCCCCCCCCAUACAUGCUACAGACAAUAGUACUUUUACUUAUUACUUCAAGUAUUUUUAAGGAUAAUUUGUACUUUUUACUUUUAAAAGUACGUUUUGCCUCCAGUACAUUUAUUCUUACUCAAGUCGUUUUAUCGUUAAUUACUUUUACUCAAGUACAAAUUCAAAGUAAUUUAGGCACCACUGGUAUUAAUUAAGUAUAGAUAAUUUGCACAUGACGCUACAGACGUCAUGUUGAUGUUUUAAUUCAAAAGCUGCCAAUAUAAAACGGUCCCACUUCAAGAACCAUUUAAUUGUUUCGUUCGAUCAUUAAUUUAAGAUUAUUUUAAGAUAUUUAAAAUAAUGCCUCGCCAAACAAACAUUAAGGGUUUGAAACAAUACGCAAACAAUGUUUGAAAAACGAUGGAUCAACGCAGUGACCUGAUCCUGGUCCUAGUAGUACGAUCGCAGUUGUCAACAUGAUUGUAAAUUCACAUUUUGCAAAUACGCGGCAAUUUUAUUCAAAAUAGUAAAAAAUAAACAAUCUCUUAUAAUACAGCAUGUUGUCUUGCAGUCAAUUUCAAAUAACUUUGGCCAGAAACUAUGAACGCAAGUUUGUUUGGAAGUUUUUAACAAAAUUCACAAACCGUAGAUGUUUGUAAACUAAGCAUUUGAUUGCAUUUUUAAAAUUCGAGGACCAGUCACAGGUUUUGUUUAAAACUGGCUUGUGAAUUUCACAGUCAACUGUUGAAACUUGCAACGAAUUAAGAUAUCGAAUAUGACCUACCCGGGGUUCACCCGAAGACGACAUGUAAUUUACCUUAAGGUGGCUGUUUAAACCUCGGUUAAACUUCGAUCAAAGAAAUGGAAAAGGUAUACUGAAAUUUAUCGAAAUAUAUUCUUAGGUUGAAAUUAUUUCACCAAGCGCAACAGGUAGCAACGCAAUAUACCUUACCAGCAAAGAAUCUCUGUGCGCAUUAUGGAAUACUUUCAAUGACAAUGAAACUGCUAUGGUGAGCUAUUUCUUCUCCUUGUGCUCGAAGAUGAACAAGAACAACUGUCCUAUUCUUAGACGAAAUCUGAACAAUAAAACAUCAGUAUGUAUUGAAGAACCGCCUCUUACGGAAGGAGAGACUUAUAUUCUUAUGGCUGACGGCACCAACGAAGUUGGACUCAGUUUUACUGCCAAAUCCACUCAGUUCAUUAUCGAUACAACGGAGCCAGAUGUUGGUGAAGUUAUUGCAUCUAAUCCAUUGGGAAAAGAAUAUAGUUUCAUCUCGUCGAGCAUAGUAGCACGAUGGAAAGGUUUUUUCGACAAGGAAAGCGGCAUAUCAGAAUAUCUUAUUUGCAUUGGAAAAGAACCUGGUUUAUGUGACAUAAAAGAGUCGGUUUCAGUCGGCAAAGCCUCAGAGUAUACUUGGUACAAUUUGCGUUUGGUCGAUACUGAGGAGUAUUUUGUUUCCAUAACAAGUGUAAACAAUGCUGAACUUUUUACCGAUUAUAUAGCCUCGGAUCCACUCACAGUGGACACAACAGGUAUAUACUCUUCUGUUAGCGUUAGGUAAUUAUCAGGUGGUCGCUAGGUGAUUAUCUGGUCGAGUAUCGACCGUGAUAAGAUUAUUAAUAGCAACGGAACUCAUAAAAUUCGAGAAUAUUUUCUAAGGAAUGAAUCACAAGCAAUGACCACUUUUGCAUUGUUGAUUAUGUUAUUCUGAGAGCAUACACGCUGGGUUGGCUGGAAAAUUGUUUGAUGUUCUUGUGGAAUCGAACUGGCCACCUUUGGUCAGCUUGCUCGAUCUGGAGGCCUCAACAGCACAAUCACUAGCUUUAUUGACUAGUUUAGCUUAAGCUGGUAAAUCACAAAAUAUUUUCAUUUUUGGUUGGAAUUUAUCCUGUUGUAUUAAUGUAACACAAAAAGUUAAUGUUAAAAAUUAAUGUUUCAAAAACGAAAGGCAAAUUAAUAUUUUAAUAGCACGUUUUGGUUUCUUACAGCCCCACUUCCGGCUGAAAUUUUCGACGGUUCUAAGAAUGGUGAAGAUAUUGACUAUCAACAAAAUCGUGACCAGCUAUCGGCUUCGUGGUUCAAAGUUGAAGACCCAGAAAGUGAUAUCGUAACGCUCAGCUGGUGUAUCGGAUCAGUGCCAGGAUCAUGUGAUCGAUUACGAAGCGCACAAAUCGAUGUGACUUCUACCAACAUUUCUGCAUUCCUCGCGUCACCAGCCAAAAACGGGAAUAAAUACUACGUCACAGUGACUGCGGUGAAUGGCGCUGGUUUAAGCACUAUAAUGGUAUCAGAUGGAGUGACAAUUGAUUACACAUCCCCUACAGCAGGAAUGGUAGAUGUUGGUCAAAAUAACAAAACGGAUUACAUUAGGAAUGGCGAUACGUUCUAUGCUUAUUGUUCAAGAUUUGAAGAUUUAGUGAGCGGUAUCAGGUUAUACCAGUUUGCAUUAUGCGAGAAACAGUAUAUAUCAACAUGUCCACUGGAGUUUACAGAUAUUGGUCUUGAAACUAAUAUCACUUUGUCAGGUUUGUGGAUCUUAAUAUUUAGUAGAAUAUUGCAGACCCUCACAAAACAGCAAUAUCUUGGGCUUUUGUUCUAUAAUUGGCUUAAAGUUUUCAAAUAAAUUAUGAAGUUCAUCUGCUUGAAAACAUUUCUAACAGCGCUAUCUUUAAGUGUUGGGAAUAACUCCCGUAACAAAAGUUAAAUUAGACAUAUAAGCAAGACGUUUACUGACUUUCGUGUUAUCAGCUUUUAGCAUUUUUGCACUAAUUUCAUCAUACUCUAUAGGUUGUUGUUAUUACUCGCUGGGGCACCCUGUGCCCCAGACGAGUAUAGGUUUCGGCAGCAUUCUUGGAUCGGCAAUCUCUAAUCGUCGAUAGCCACAAAAUAGAAUAUUAAUGAGCUGCCUAAUCCCCCCCCCCCCCCCCCCAAUUAUCCAUAAGGCUCCUGCCAAUUUUACCCGAAUUAUCCAUAAAUAACCCUGCUUUUUGAGGAAAAUUCGGGAAAAUUAGACAAUUUUACAAGGAAUUUCGCACGGAAACAGCAACCUUCGCAAAUGGCACGUUUGUACGUUUGACUGCGCUGCUUUAUAUUUUGAGAAGAGAGCGACACCGUUCGAUUCAGCGUAAGAAAUUGUACUUACGGAUGUCAAGUGUAUCACUAAACACCAGUAUUCUAGCGAUUUAUGGCCUUUGAAAAUCAAGCGAAAUUGUAUUGUUGACAAAUCGCUCGCAGUACGUCCUAUUGUUGACAAAUCACUCGCGCUACGUUUGUCCUUGUAUUUGUAAUGCCUUUAUGGCGCAAUAAGGAUAAAAAUAUCACCGUUCGAUUCAGCGUAAGAAAUUGUAUGUCAAAUGUAUUACUAAACAGCAGUAUUCUAGCGAUUUCUGGCCUUUGAAAAUCAACCGAAAUCGGUCAAAUUGUAUUGUUGAUAAAUCGCUCGCAGUAGAUAUUGUUGACAAAUCACUCGCAGCACGUUUCAUAGUGUUUUGUAAUGCCUAAUGGCGCUAUAAGGAUAAAAAUGCGACUGUUCGAUUCAGCGUUAGAAAUUGUACUAAUUACGGAUGUCAAAUGUAUUACUAAACAACAGUAUUCUAGCAAUUUUUAUGGCAUUUGUCUUUGAAAAUCAAGCGAAAUUGAAUUGUUGACAAAUCGCUCAAAAUUAUUAAACUAAUCAUAAAAAAAUGCAGUACGUUUGAUCCUUAAUAACUUUGGUAUCAUUGGUUUUCUCUUUUUCGGCCGUAUACCAGUGGAUUCGUCUCACUUCUCUCUUCAUUUUGAUAGUAUUUUGAGCCCAAAAGCCCAAAAGUAUUUUAUUUUGAACGUUUUAAAGCGCAGUUUAAUCCUAGCGUACGGACCAACUGGCGGCUGACAGUCUUGAAGAAGGAUGUAGCGUUCUAAAUAUAACUUUUCUCGGGUAGCCAGUAGGGUAGGGCCUACCGCAUUUUAGUACUGUGUUAAGCCUUCGCGCUCGUUUUCGACUUUUCCGCUUAGCUGGGGGAAAACCUUAAAUCUUAAUUGAAAUAGCUGUGUAGUGUAUGUAUCAUGUGUGAUCCUGUACAGUAAUGUGCGUAUUUAUAUAGCCCCAGCGAGUUACUGCUCCGUAGAGCGUCUUGUUUCUUAAGUUGUCUCAUUCUCGUACCCAGAGCCCUUCUUAAGCGCGGUGCGACAAGGUGCUCUGGCCAAAUCCAUAACCGGAUACAAUAAAAACAUGGUAAGAAAACAAUGUCCGGUGUUAGAACUAGCUAAUCAGAUGCCAGUUCGGAAUAUGGAUUUGGCCAGAGCCCCUCGUCGCACCGCGCGUAAGAGGGGCUCUGGGUACGAGAAUGAAGUUGUCUGACUAUUUCCAUUUUUAUUUCAUAUUCAGUAAUAGGUUUACAUAAUUUUCAAAUGAAGGUUCAGAAUUAUAGGAAUUUUCUUAGCUAACUGCCGUCCUACAUUAUAAUUAACAAAAUAUUCAUUAAUUUUGUUUUCAUUAGGAUAUUCACAUAUUACUACAAAUACAUGCAUGCCGAAACCCCUCGCCCCCUAGAAAAACCACUAUAUUUUCCAAACAUAAAGUAUUUGAAGUGGCUGCCAUAGUAACACGAUAAUUUUAUUCUUUAUAUUUUUAAAACUUGCUUUAGAUUUUUACAAAUAAACUGUUUGGCUGCUUGUCCCACUGUUAACAAGUUUUCGGGUUUCCGAAUAAUAAAUGUUUAUUUUCCUUUUAUCCGCAUCACACUCCCUUCACUCCUGAACUUUGCCAUACUUUGGAGAUUAGUGAAGGUGUCAACCUUUGGAUCAUAGCCAGGCGCCAGCAAUUAUUGAUGAACUUCGGACUUUGCUAGCUAAUGUUUUCUUUUUGCCGGGUGUAAUUAGGCGUGUGCAAUUAGUACACUCGCGCCGGGUUUAUGCCCGCAACGGCGGCUCGGGAAUUAAAUAGGCACCUACCGGAUAUAGGCUAUUUUGCAAUCUGAUUGGCUGUCUACUAGCAGGAUAAUAACUUCUUAUUAACCGAACGCGAGGUCUGUACUGAGAAAUAUCGGACCCAGGUAUUUUUUGUACAGACACAGCCCGUUGGGCGAGGUGUGUACAAAAAGACCGAGGUGCGUUAUUUCUCUAUACAUACCGAGCAAGCGAGGUUAAUAAAAAGUUUACUGUAUGGUAUUUAUUGGCAUUUAUACUUAAAAAACUCCACGAAAGUCGUGAUUUGAAAUGCAUAUCAGUAGCGUGGUACACAUUUGGUCGAAGAAAACCAAAAUUCCAAUCUAAUUCCUUCUUUUGCACAAAAACCAUUCGCAGAUAUCGUAUUAGUAACAAAUUAAUUAUAAUUUCAAAUCUUCAAUUAGUUUUGCGGUUUUGUUUUAAAAUGCAUGUGUUUGUUUUUACGUAAUGGACCGAAAGUGCUUCUCAACCAAUCAAAGUCCGCCACUUUACCGGAAAUGAUGUUUUCCAUAUACAAAAAUUCCAAUGUAAAUCCUUCUUUUCCACUAAUUAAAAGCCAUUUCACUCAUUUGUGAACUCUAAUUGUUGUUGAAACAAAACAGACCUUAGGCGUUUUGGAUGUUUUUUGUAGUAAUUUGCAAAACUUUUUCUUACGGAAAUGUAGAAUUUUGAUAAACAUUUGUUCGUUUCAUCAAUAUUCAUGUCUUCAAACUCAUUUGUGAAUUUUAGCUGUUGUUGAAACCAAUCUGUUGUAGAAAAUAUAUUUUUGCAAACGUAAACAAAAGUCUAGGCAAUUGUUCGGCAAUUGAAAAUAAAACGAUAUUUUGUGCGAAAUAAAGUUCAGCGGAUUUCUGCAACAUAGUUCCUAGCUCGAAAUAAUUUUAAGUCAAAUUUUGUCGCUUCUUUUGUGGUUUUAGGUGCAGCAGUUUGAUAGAUAGAUAGAUACUUUAUUAUCUUUCCCCAAUAGAGGCUUUUCAAAGACAAUUACCUAAUUACAUACAGAAUAACUAAUUUAUAAUAACUAUAUAAUAUUAAUAAUACAAUUACAAGCCUAUGAUAUAUGCGUAAGAACCUAGUUGCUCAAAAACUCAUGCAAUAACUUCGUCUUCAAACGACGUUUAAAAAAAUCAACUGAUUCACAAAGUUUUAAAGAAGAGUCUAAAGAAUUCCAUAGACUAACAAUCUUGUAAUAAAAUGUCCGUUGACCUGUUGCCGUUUUAAAUAACGGAAUAUUAAGUUGUUGUGAAUUCCUAGUAUGAUGGUUAGAUACUUCCUGACGCUUUAUAAAUUGGGAUGAAAUAUAAGCUGGGACACAGCCCGUCAUGCACUUAAAAGCCAUAGUGGCGCUACGAUAGUACAACUGAGUUGCCACAGGAAGCUAUCUUAGUUCUUUUAAAAGUGGUGUAACAUGAUCAUACUUUCGUGCUCCGCUAACGAUACGACAGGCAAAGUUCUGUACAGAUUGUAAUUUGUUUAUGUUUUUGCCAGUUGUAUUAGCCCAAACAUUCGAACAGUAAAAUAACUUGCUGAAGACAAGAGCGUUUAUUACAGUGAUAAGUGUUUGCCUGUCCAGUACAUGCUUAACACGAUUUAUCUGACCGAGGCGGGACAUACACGAAGAGAUCGUCUUAGUUAUGUGUUCGUCAUAAGAAAGGAGAGGGUCAAAAGUAACUCCUAGAUCUUUCACUGUUUCGGAAGGGAAUAUAUUUUUCCCAAGUAGGGACAGGCUAAACUCAUUUAGGUCCGCUAAUUUGCGUCUACUUCCGAAAACCAUGAGCUUUGUCUUUUUUGGAUUUAAUAAGAGAAGGUUGUUGAAACACCAGUUUCGCACUUUCAAAAGAUCCUCAUUCAUAUCUUCAAUAGCACCUUGCUUGUUUUGUAGAUGGAAGGAAACGCUAAGUUUUGUGUCGUUCACAUAACUGUUAGAUUUACAUUUCUCUGGAACGGAUGGCAAGUCAUUAACAUAUAUGCUAAACAAAAGAGGGCCGCUAAACAAAAGAGGGCCCAGUUUAAAAUUACUUACUUCUUCAUCUGUCACUUUGACAAAACGACUCGCCGUUAUUUUGAAAAAACCGCUUAGGUGAUUAUCAUGUAAUAAUCCGAGGUCGCUUGACCAAUCAGCGGCCACAAUUUUCGAUAAUCACUUCCGUAAUUAUGCUAGUAGAGAAAACAAUAAAACAUAAUGGAAAAACUCGCAGCAACUGUUUACAGUAGCUAUCUACAGUAACUCCCAGCAACCGUUUUAAAUUUAAACUGUUUAAAAAUAUGUAGUAAUGUAAGUGGCUUUCCAGCCUCUUCUUCGUGGUGGAGUUUAAUGUGUGGUGGAGGGAGGCGGAAGAAGGUGUGCACGCAUGACGUCAUAAUGUAUGCAACGCGAGCCUGGGCAAGAAAAUUAUUAUAUCAUUUUUAUCACAAAAGUAAUUGCUUGUUAGUGCCGCUACAAAUUUUCCAAACAUUUGAUCUAAGCACAGUCUUUUAUAGACAGUAGAUGGAUAACACAGACAUAAUUUUUGACGAGUUGAAACGAAACGAAAUUGAUGUUGAAAAAUUGAUGUCGUAUUAAGAAAACUUUAUCGUUUCAUAUAAAUACGAUGAUCAACCAACAUCGAGAUCUGUACCAUGAAAUGAAUACUCGUGGUCUAAACCUUGAACAAGUCUACAGAAAGGUCAAUGUUACAAAUACAAUGUUCAAAAAUCCAUCGAGGCAUGUCGAAUUUAAUAAUUGGCCAUCAUCUUAGUCUAUACUCUAUGCUUUAUUCUGUUUCAUUAUUAUCAUUAACAAAUUACCUAAGAUGUUGCAUGAUAUUCUAAGAUAUUGAUAUCCUAAGGUACUGAAUGAUAAUCUAAGAUACUGUAUGUUAUGCUAAGAUAUUGAUAUCCUCAGAUAAUAUAUCAUAUCCUGAGAGACUGUAUGAUAUCCUUAGAUACUGUAGGAUAUCCUAAGAUAUUGAGAUCCUAAGAUACUGUAUAAUAUUUUAAGAUAAUUAACAGUUAUUCUACGAACUCAAGUCGAAUAUGAGCGGAUAGCCGAUGAGGAGCGUAGCACCGAAUCAGCUAUCGCUCAUAUUCGACGAGAGUGAGUGGAAUAACUGUUUUAUUAUAUACACAAGGUCUGAAUUCACAGACUUUGCUUUUCCGUUAUUUUCAAUAUUUUUCUAUUUUGUUUUAUCUUCGCUCUUUCGGCAGAAUAUUUUUUCAAAAAUAUAUUUUUUUUACCAUUUUAAAUUUUAAAAAUUCAUUUGCUAACCAGUAAACAAUUUGCGGGAGGUUUUUUAUUGUGUUUUUAGUCCUGUAAAGGCUAUAAAAAGCAAACAACUUGCCAUUUUCUCGUUCGCAAAACAUCGCAAAUUCAGUUUGAGCCACCAUUUAGUUUUUCUCUACUGGCAGGGUAUGACCUAAUGUCCUGCUAGUAGAGAACCAAUCAGUUUGCAGAAUACCUCACAUCCAGCCCUUGUGUAUAUAAUAAUGUAUGCUAUCCUAAGAUAUUGAUAUCCUAAGAUAUUGCAUAAUAUUCGGAUCCAAGUUCGAUAGGUUCGGAGCCACUCUAAAUAGCUUGGAGCCGAGCUCUCUUGUAGUAGUCAUGACUAUAGCCUUAAUGGUAAUGCCAAUAGUUUUAAUAGUCAUGACUAUAGUCUUAAUAGUUAAUAGUACAGUCUUAAUACUUAUGACAAUAAUCUUAUAGUCAUUACUAUAUAUAGUCUUAAUGGUCAUGACUAUAGUCUUAAUAGUCAUUUCUAUUAUCUCAAUAAUCAUGACUAUAGUUUUAAUGGUCAUGAAUAUUAUGACUAUAGUCAUGACUAUUAAGACUAUAGAGUCAUGACUAUUAAGACAAAAGUCAUAAGUAUUAAGACUAUAGUCUUGAUCAUUAAGAUUAUAGUCAUGACUACUAAGACUAUUGUCAUCACCAUUAAGGCUAUAGUCAUGACUACAUGAGAGCUCGGCUCCUAGCUGUUGGAGUGAUUCUGAAUCUAUCGAGCUUGGCACCGAAUAUCAUACAAUAUCGUAAGAUAUAAAUAUCUUUGAAUAACGUACAUUAUCUUAAGAUAUUAUGCAGUAUGUUGGGAUCUCAAUAUCUUACGAUAUCCUACAGUAUCUCAGUAUAUCAUACAGUCUCUUAGAAUAUCAUACAGUAUCUCAGGGCAUAAUUUAGUGUCUUAGGAUAUUAAUAUCUUAAGGAUAUCACACAAUGUCUUGGGUGAUUUGUUAAUGAUAGCAAUAAAACAGAAUAAAGCAUAGACUACGACAACGGCCAAUUUCAAAAUUCGACAUGCCUCGAUGGAUUUUUGUACAUUGUGACGAAUAUUGAAUAUAUAAAAUUACAGAUUUUGGCAAUAUUAAUUCUAAGAACUGAUUUAAAGAACGAGCAGCAGUUUUCAUUAGAGAGUUUUAGAUUGACGUAUUUUCGUUUUCCCAGCUAACCGCAAACGGCUAAAAAUCACGUGGCAGCCAUCUUGCUGUCAGGUUACACGUUCGAAGAAGACGUUUCUACGCGAGGGAGGCUGUUUUCAGGUAGGUAGUUUCCCUAAAGGUUUUCAUGCAUUUUUUUGUUCUUUUUCUCGCGUAUAGACAUGGCACUUAUGUUUAUUAUCACUAUGACUUUCUUUGUUGCAUAAAAUAAGGAUAUGAAACUACUAUCUUCGACUGAAAUAUUGUGUCGAAUUUAGUCGAUGUCAAUAAAAAAAUGGCGGGCAAAAGCAUAGCCCAAAUGCAUAGCUGAUUUACAUUGUUUCUGUUGUUAUUUGUUUUUCUCAUAAUUUUCAGAUUUAAAGCUUUACUCUUACGCUAAUUUUGUUGCGAAUUUUAUAUAAAAUAUGUUUGUGUCUGAUACAGAAAUUGGAAAAAUAUCAUGACAACGAAACCCUUUCGUUAGCCAAGCAUACAACAUGAUCUUGCAUUGGCUAGGGAGUUUACAAGCUGCCAAUCACAAAAGCCAAUGGAUUGGGAUGCUAUUGCCCAUCGAUUAAGUUCACAUUUUGGAAGUUAAAACCUUAGGCCUAAAUCUAAAUUGUUUUUAAAAUCCGAACUGCAAACUUGUAACGGGUACGUCGACUAUACUGGUUUGCAGUUUGUCGUAAUAAUAGAACGUCAAUCUGAAACUCUAUUAUUGCUCCGUCGGGCGUAGCCCGAGGGAGCUUCAAAAUGCUAAUUGUCUGUCAAUUGAUGUCACAAAAUGACCAUUUUACAAGUAUAUCGGUGUAUUUUAUGAAUAUUAUGAUUGAUUUUGUAAAUAUGCAUUAGUGACCCAUAUAGUCAGUUUCAAAAUGGCGGUUGCGUGAUAAGUGAGCAAAUAAUAUAUCUGGCAAUUUUCACCGAAUUGUACUCUGUUCUUCAUGGUGUGUCGUACUCCAGACUUACUCUAUAUGAUUUAAUGUAUAUUUGUUGGUGCAACAACAACAACGAAAGUACGAAACAGGUUGAAUUAAGGCCAUUAGAGAUUUUUAGCAUAAGCACACUAUUCUACAUAUGAUAAUGAGAAAAGAGAUUACAUAUGAUAAUCACAAAGAAUACAAGUAAAAAUACCCAAGAGACGUGCAGCAAAAGAAAACAGAGGCGAGAAAUAGUGCAAGACAAACAUUUAUUUGCUUUUGAACUAACAAAACCAUAAAUCUCAACGUUAAAAUGUUCGUUUAAAUUACUUUCUAGUUCAAGUUGAUUAAUGUCAUUCAGCGUCUCCAAAUCACCUGCGAUCACCUGGUGGAUUCUCUCAUGCAUCAUGCAUGUGCAUUCCUUUUGUGCAAAGCCAGAUUUUAAAUUACUUUCUAGUUCAAGUUGAUUGAUGUCAUUCAGCGUCUCCAAAUCACCUGCGAUCACCUGGUGGAUUCUCUCAUGCAUCAUGCAUGUGCAUUCCUUUUGUGCAAAGCCAGAUUUUUAGCUCCUCAACAGGCGCACUUGUCAUGAAAACAUAUAGUCAAAGAAAAUAGCUAUAUGCCGAUGUGGGACAUGAAUGCAUUUAAAAUACAUUAUUCUAACAAUAAGCUUAGCAUUGGGAACAAUAACGCGAUUAUUUUCAUAAUUGAUGGUGACACAUGCAGAAUAGGAAUCUUCGGAAAAUGAUGAAUUUUUACAAGGUAGUGGUGAUAAGUCAUAUACUGUAUUAGUAUUGGUAAAACCCGUCGUCGUUUUGCAUAUAAUGUUUUAUUAUGUUUAACUGUUUACUUUGCAGCAGAAUUAAGUCGUACGGAAAACCAGAUGUGCUAUCACGGACGAAGAAAAACAGCUAGUUCUCAAAGCAUGAAGGAGUCCACCGGCGAUUGGUCCGAUAUUCUCAAUUUCGUCAUUCAGAAUACCAGCUCUGUCUGCAUUACAAACCCAAGGCAAAGAGUAAAAAUUCAAGACUACCCAUCAUCAAUCGUAUGCAGCGAAUCUUAAAUUAAUAAGAGUAUCCAAAAGGAAGCACGAGUCAGUGAAGCAGUAUCGACGUCCAUGUCUGCUGCAAUACUGCAUGCAGUCUAAGAUUAAACACACUAAAAAGGCAACCCCGGAGGACCGUUAUCACAACAAGAUUAGCCUAGCGAAUCUUGAGAAAAUCUCAGAGCCUGAAAAUGACGAGGAUGAACCUAUUGCUGCAUAGAGCAGUGGAAUAGAACGGACGAGAAAAAAGCCCGUGCGAGUGAUUUAAUUUAAACGAACAUUUAAAAUGUUGAGUUUUAUGGUUUUGUUAGUUAAAAAGAGAAUAAAUGUUUGUUCUGCACUAUUUCUGGCCUUAGUUUUCUUCUGCUGCACGUCUCUUGGAUAUUUUUACUUGUAUUCUUUCUGAUUAGCACAUGUAAUCUCUUUUCUCAUUAUCAUAUGUAGAAUAGUGUGCUUAUGCUAAAAAUCUCUAUUAGGUCACCAAAAAAGUUGAAAGCUUUAAACUGGUAAGAUUUUAACAUGCUUCUUUUCCAUUUUUUUUGCGCCUAUAUGCGCUAUAUCCAGAAGGCUGAAGGCUAAGUUAAACGGAAUCUCCACGUAUUAGCAAAUAGUUAAAACAUAACUUUCUAGUUUCGUAGACUUUCAGUAGACAUAUCAUGUAAACAACUAAAAAACAAGGUUACCACUAUAGUCAUGAUUAUAGUCUUAAUAGUCAUGACUAUAGUCUUAAUAAUCAUGACUAUAGUCUUAAUAGUCAAGACUAUAGUCUUAAUAGUCAUGACUAUAGUCUUAAUAGUCAUGACUAUAGUCUUAAUAGACUAAGACUAUAGUCCUGACUAUUAAGACUAUAGUCAUGACUAUUAAGACUAUAGUCCUGGCUAUUAAGACUAUAGUCAUCACUAUUAAGACUAUAGUCAUCACUAUUAAGACUAUAGUCAUCAAUACUAAGACUAUAGUCAUCACUAUUAAGACUAUAGUCAUCAAUACUAAGACUAUAGCCAUGACUAUUAAGACUAUAGUCAUGACUAUUAAAACUAUAGUCAUGACUAUUAAGACUAUAGUCAUGACUAUGAAGACUAUAGUCAUGAUUAUUAAGCCUAGAAAACGGUUUUCAUUAAGCAUGUCUUAGAUCUGAAAUACUUUUACUGGAGCUAACACUUUCGAACACGCUGAGUUCAAAUCCGAAAGGUUCCCACUCCGUAGACCCACAGUUUUUUCACAAAAUGAUAUUUUAUCCAAUUUCACAGCAAUUUUUUUCAUUCUUCAACGGCACGGAUCGAUGACGAUACAUCAUUAUGUCACUCAAAAGGACCAAUUUCUAUUAACCAUUUUUCAUUUUAACAAACGACCGGUUUUGGUCGAAUCAUUUUGAGUUAUGCAAUUUUAUGCGUGUUGGACGUAAACAACAUAUCUUGUCUACAACUUUGAAAAGGUACAGAUAAUUCCUCCUAAUAUUCUUAGUUCUGGAUCUAUCUCUAUAAAAUCACAAGGACAUUAAUGCCAAGUCUUUGGGCUAUGUUUUUGAGCUAAGAAAUAAUUCCUUACAUGCGAUGAAAAUGUUUUAAGCAAAGGUAUAAAACCGUAACCUAUAUGUAAUGGAGCAGCAUUGAAAUUUCCAACACAGUUUCCGAGACGUAAUUCAAGAGAAGAUAACUUAUAAUUGCGUUUUAACUAUUACAUCAGUUGGUGUUUAUACUGUGCGAUAAGCGAAUUUUAUUGGAAAGGGGGCUUCUAUAUACGACGAAAUCAUCAAAUAAACAGCUCAUGCACACAUUUCUCCACUUCGUGAUAAGUUUACAGAACAUAUUUUAUACUUUGGGACUGAUCUUUGUCUUUGAUGUGAAAAUUUCUUCUUAUAGUUCAAGGUCAUUUAAGAUUAAUCCUGUCGUAAGUCCUCUAUCUGCAACCAUUCGACAAUAUUUCAUUUUAGCGUUGCCUUUGCCGUUACGUUGGCUUCGCGUUACUUUUGUUUUAAAUAUCUUGAUCGCGUUAAAAGAGUUAUUUUUCAGGCCGGUGACAUAGCUAAAAGACUUCGCAUUAAUGUCCUUGUGAUUUUAUAGAGAUAUCUCUAGAACUGAGGAUUUUAGAAAGCGUUAUCUGUACUUUCUCAAAGUUGUAGACAAGAUAAGUUGUUAAUGGUAAGAUUGCAUAACUCAAAAUGAUUGAGCAAAACCGUUCUUUUGUUAAAAGGAAGAAUGGUUAAUAGAAAUUGAUCCUUUUGAGUAACAUAAUCGUGUAUCGUCAUCGAUCUGUAUCGCUGAACAAUGGAAAAAUUUGUUGUGAAAUUAGUGAAAAUAAAAAAGCCUUUUGAAAAAAAACUGCAGGUCUACGGAGUGGAAACUUUUCGGAUUUAAACUUAGCGUGUUCGAAAGUGUUAGUUCCCAUAAAAAUAUUUCAGAUGUAAGACAUGCUUAAUGAAAGUGAACGAUGUCGGUUCACAACACCUGGACUAUAUAUGACUAGGCUCCGAACUAUUGAGACUCAGCUCCAAGCUGCAUAUGCUCGUUAGGCUCCUAGGUAUUAGCUGGGCACUGUGCAGUGUAAACUGUGUGAAGUUGAACUGAAGACAUUAAAAUUCCGAGAGCUUUACUCGUACCAGACGUAAGGCCGAUCAAAAUGUAUUCCAAUAAAGCCAGAAAAAAUUGCAAGGUUAUCGUUUGAAGACAGACAAGAAUACCAGAACUCUUUAAAGAUAGAAAAGACACCUAAGUGACACGCUCUUAGAGGUAAACCUUAUUAAUUUUUAAAAACAUAAAGAAAUAAAUGUGUUUUAAAACUAAACUUUUGCCACCUGCCGGAUUUAAGGUUUACGCCCGCGUAAUAAAUAAUCCCUAUCUAUCCAUAAAUAAACACUUUUAAUCCAUUUUCGACUGUUAAUGACUUUUGUGGUAUAUGUUUUAGAUAUCCACAAAAGACAAAAUUCCGAUAUAUCUCGCAAAACCCACAACGUAUACUAAAUUCUUGUGCAAGUUUAUACCCGCAAAACUUUAAGGUCUACGCCCGCGUAAUAAAUAAUCCCUAUCUAUCCAUAAUAGACACUUAAUAAAUUAAACUUUGGCUUGUUUUCAUUAACGACUGUUUAUGACUUGGACAGCACACAUUUCCAAUGUGAACUUUUAACAAAACAAAAAUUUCGAUAUAUCUCACACAGUUACUGUAAUAACUCUCUGUUCGUUUGUAUUUUUUUUGUCUCAACCUCGCUGGGUGAAAUAAAAAUUGUAUCCACAUGGGGUGGGCAGGUUAAUCACUUUUAAUACUCCGUAAUAUGCAAAUAUCGAUCAUAACAGCGGCUUUGGCAACCAUGUUAACUUGUGCUUGUUCUGUUUAAAUUUACCAUAUCUAUGUCUGGAUUUUUUUAUUCCUGGUUUGAUAGUCCUUAACAUGGUGAAUAUAUCUCCAGGGAAAACCAAGGAUGGUGUUAAUAAAGUAGUGGACACUCUAAGAAAAUUUAAUAAAAUCUUGUAAAAUACGAUGAAUGCAAAUAGAACUUUUAUAUUUUUUUCUAUUGCAAAAAUCUUUCAACCCAGAAUAUAAUGCUGACCUAAAACACAGUGAAAAUUUGAUGGAACACCAGAUACUAUAUAUCAUAUUAUUUCACAAUACUUAUCCCAAGCCUUCUGGACACCAGAUGUGCAAGUGUUUAUACUAUUUAUACAUUUGAGAUCAGAACUGUAUACGAUCUAUAAUUAAUGAUAUAUACUGUAGUGAUAUGUCUUUCAUUUCUGAUUUGUAUGUACAGUAUUAUGUUACUCCUUGUCAAAAUGCUAAGGUUAUAAUAAGGUACUUCCUUAAUAAGGUGGUUAUAAUAAGGUAACUUCAUUACCCUAGUUUCAGAAGUUUAUAAAAAUAAACCUCCGGAACCAGGUACAACUUCCUAUACAUCACUCCAAGCAAUCCUGUUGCUGCCCUUAACCGACGGAACGAACGCCUUGAGCAGGCGUCUUGUUAUGUACUAUUUCAACAAUGAACUUUUUUGUAACGAAAAGGUUAAAUUACAGCAGUUCUUAACAACGCAAAAAAACUAUGGCUAAAAAGUGCUAUACUAAAUAUGUUACGUAUAUUAAGAAUAAAUUGUGAUAAAUACUAAAACAGUUAGGUUAUACAGGGUGUCUCAUAAAAACCGCUAUGGAAAUUGAACAGGCUGUCGUGUAUCAUAAACUAAUAGCUAAACAGUUCAAUUUUUACAUAGGACGAAAGAGCUGUUAUUAAGCUUUUCUCUGACACCUUUUUUAAACCGUAACGAUAAGAAAUGGCCACAUACUGGUCAAAUAAAACUUGCUCGUCGAAAUCACAUUCUUCCACCGUUGGGAAUUUAAAAUACAUGAAUUAUGUAAAGUUGAUCAAUCCAAAAGCAACGCGAGCCUGCUGCAAGGUGUUUGUUUCGUAAAACGUUUUGAUUACGAAUGUUCUCUUUUCAGUGGUUAAUUGAACCAUGUUUAAAUAAAUCGAAUAAUGAUGUUCUUAUUGUCUCACUAAGACGACGAUUCACGAGUUGAGCUCAUUUUAGAUAAUUUUACAUUCAACUUAUAUUCCCCAUUGGGAAUUGUCUAUGUUUCGUUUUCCAUGCAAUUUCCAACAGUGGAAGAAUGUGAUUUCGACCGGCAAUUUUUAUUUGACGAGUAUGCGGCCAUUUCUCAUCGUUACGAUUUAAAAAGGGUAUCAUUGACAAGCUAAAUAACUAUUUCGUUCUAUUUAAAAAUUGAAUUGUUUAUGAUGCACGACCACCUGUUGAAUUUCCAUAGUGUUCGUUUCUGAGACGCCCUGUAUAGAGAUUAUAUUCUAAUAUUGCCUUUCAAAAUUAUGAGGUAAAAAGGAAUGCUUCAAGCGGUCCGUUUUGCAGGCAUAAUUAUUAAAUUUGCAUGGUAAUCUUUAAUCGUAAUUUUAUGUAUAUAGAUCCGGAAACAAGUCCGUCAUUGUAUCAUUAUUUAUAUUUUUUCUAAAGAGCAGACCUUAUGCAUAAUGAUGUCAAAAGGCUUGAUGCUCGCGAGGAAUGCUGUUCUUAGUAGCCCUCUUCCUCUCAGAAAGUUUUGUGAGCAGUAUUUUAGCGCCUUCGGUUGUUGAACACACAUUUUCGCGUCCAUUUUGGCUUCGAUUUUGCUGUACUUCGGUCAAAACAAACUUUAAAGCACCACAAAGACGGUUGUUUUAAAUUUAUCAAACAUUGCAAAAGAAGUGGGGAUAAGAAACAAUAUUUCUCACGCGCAAAAUGCUCCCCGCACGGCGGCCAUUUCGCUUGCAAGUGAAGGAUUAUCAAUUUAUUAUUUUCUGCAAGUGAAGGAUUGUCAUGCUGCUUUGCUACAACGGGAAUUUCCCAUUAAUGUUAGGAAUGAUGGCAGAAGUAAAUAUUGGACCAUUUGCAUUAUAGACUAAAUUUUGAUCUAGACAAAAAUUUCAACACAGCUUGAAAGAGCAUCGCAAAAUUAGUAAUAUUCCAAAGUUUCGAUGCGAAAUGUUGUAAAAUGCGGAUAAUAUAGCCCUGCGAAAUUUGCAAUUUUCAGUCAUUUUGUAUUAAAAACGGGAAAUUCAUGCCCCAACACCCGAUUGGGCUGUCAAUUUCCCAUGCGUGAUACAAAAUGACUGAAAAACGGCAAACUUUGCAUGGCUAUAUUAUCCGCAUUUUACAACAUUUUGCAACGAAACUUUGUAAUAUUACUAAUUUUGUGAUGCUCUUUCAAGCUGUGAUGAAAUUUUUGUUUAGAUCAAAAUUUAGUCUAUAAUGCAAAUGGUCCAAUGUUCACUGAGCCUAAAUUAUAAGCAAGGCUGCAAAACCUGUUUCAAACGUCGCGCUUUUCGUGUGCCGAAGGCAUUAAAAACAAUAGAUAGUCAGCUGAAAUGCCUCAUUAUCUAUUGUUUUAAUGCAUUCGGCACAUGAGAAGCGCGACGUUUGAAACAGGCUUAAGGUGGUCAAUGCAUUUUUAAAUUAACUAUUUUUGAAGAGAACUAAUCUUUUACAAUCGAUUAACUUCCAGGUCUUGAUCUAGAAAAUGGCAAAGGAUAUGUUGUAAUUGUGCGAGCCAUAGAUUUUGUUGGUUUGAGUGUCGAAACAACAUCAAAUGAAUUUAUCGUGGAUGAGACGCCACCGGUUUCCGGAUGGGUAUCGAUUGUUAGUCCAUCACCAACUGAUUUUAAUAUGAAACAAAUAACAGUAAGGUAUGUUUUUACGUAUCAUUUUCCCCGAGCCGGCGGGGUGAAGUGCCGUGCGGGGGUACUAAUUCCGCACGGCUAAUUAUACCCGGGUAUGUGAAAACAUAGCGGAGUGCAAAGUUGUCGUCCAUUUAGUUUAUGUCAUGGACGGUUUUCGACGUUAUGCGCAUGGGCGAAUACAAACUCUGUCGAAGUAAUUGUUUUUCAUUUUGAAAGGACGUAUUUUACUGUUUUACAGCAAUUUUUUGUUUUAAAUUUCGCUAAAAAGUUUACAAAAGUACAACACGGUUUUUUUUCGAUUUUAAGUUGAAAUAAGCCUGCAGUUUUAUGUCUUUGAUAAUUUAAUCGUUGUUGUGCCAGUUUGGGUAAGUGUAAACAUUUCAGUAGUAAAAUUCCAUGGGCCGUACUUACUUUGUGUAAUUAAUUUUUAAGCCAUUCUUAACUCGAUAAUUCACUUUAAUGCCAGCUGUGAAUGUUAUCGUUCAUUUAUAAAGCUAGCGCAUCAGUUGUGCUUUUAUGUUUGUUUUUAAUGGUCUUAAUACUUUAUUUGAUGGUUUUUAUACUUCAUCUGUUAAGAAAGGCGAGGGGUUGCUGCAUGCAUGCAUGUAUUUUCUAGUAGUUACAUUACCGCGUAGAGUUCCUUGAGUACAGAUCUCUACCCUAGACUAAGCGGAUAGAGGUUGCCCGAACAAUAGUUACCUCAAUUCUUACUUUAAAUAUUAUUUAAAAUAAAUCCCUAUCGAACCGAAAGUGAUUUGGUAUUUUGAUAUAAAAAAUAUUAGUUGAUACAUGAAUAUUGGGACCUUAUGCAAGCAGGAUGGUAAAGCGGCAACGACGACUAUUUACACAAUGAUAUUCCUGAUCUCAAGAAAAGAAAUGAAUAUAUAAAAGUCCCAAGGGAGGUUAAGACGUCGUCAGGUUAGCGCUUUUUAAAACGGAAAACCAGAAAUUUUCACGUUUCUUGUACAACGCAAACCGCGACAAGUGGUACACCAAAUUUACCCAGUGUAAAGCCUUUGUUUUAACCUCCUAAAACUGUAAUAAAUUCAUACAGUGGCCAAUACACAACAAAUUUUGUUCACAAUAAUUUAUUUGUAGAAGUUUGUUUUGGCUGUCGUUGUCGGAUUGUCGUCAUUCAUGUUUAAUUUACCUAAUAUUCGUUGAAAGAGGAACGGCUUAAUUUACCAAGAAGCAAACAACCUACAUGAAAGACUUUUUCUCUUAUUGAUUUUAUUUUUAACGUCUCCAAGCCACACGAAUAGAUCUUGAAACCAUUUGCUGCAAAUGCAACGUGGCACGUUUUAUUGUAACUAGAAAUAAUGGCAAGCAACACUCCCUCACCUUUCUAACUAAACAAAUACAUCUCGUAACAUUGUUUUAACAUGAAGCGCAAUUGUAAUAAUCAACCGCAGACAGAGUGCUAGCUCGCGUCAUGUGGUAGGUAUGGCAAUCCGAUCAUUCAUUUUUUGAACCACAGUAAGACUAGAAUUAUCAAUUUCGUAGAAUAUAUAAUCUACCUAUACGAAAUAUAUAAUCUACCUAUCUUGUUAAGUAUUCUAAGAGUUUCGAUUUGUAUUAUGAAGUAUACGGUUCGAGAAGUAUUAGUGACAUACAUAUUUACAAACAACAACAUAGCACUGUAGCUUAAAGAUGAGCUAAUAUCUUAGAUCUAAUGUCAUGAUCUCAUCUUAUUAAUUUAAUUGAUUUUGCUUUAUCAGAUGGGGGAACUUUUAUGAUUCUGAGUCUGAAAUAUCGAACUAUGGAAUCUGCCUUGGUAGAUCACAAGGAGAAUGCAAUGAAAUUGACUAUUUACUGGUGGGCCUAAACACGACGUAUACAUUUGUUAACGUAACAUUACGUCAUAAAGAAAAUUAUUACGUCACCGUUAAGGUUAGCAACAUGGUUGGACUUUCAACACGAGUUACAUCAAAUGGUAUUAAAAUCGACAUUACUCCACCUGAACCGGUUAAAAGUAUGAGAGGUAGUUCUUCAAAUAUUGAUGGCAUUUGCAAUUCAUUGUUUGAUAGUUGCAAUGAAGAGGCAUCAGGUAAUUUUCCAAAUUGUUCUUAUUCAUUCUUGGUCCCUUUAAAAAAUUAGAAGAUUAUUUCAUAUUACCUCUGCCUAUAUUUAGUCUGUAUCACAAACCUUACUGUAGAAAGGUCUGUGAACAUUGGCGCGGUUGCUCGUUCCUGCAUAAAAUUGCAUCCUCUCAGUUUUGGAGACUUAAUUUAUUCAAAUUUGACGUCAUAAAUGCCUCCGUAUAUCAAAAUUAGAGGUGAUUGUAAACAUAUUUUGGAAUGUUAACCUGUUUCAAACGUCGCGCUUUUCAUGUGCCGAAUGCAUUAGAAACAAUAGAUAAUGAAGCAUUUUGGCUCAUUAUGUAUUGUUUUUUAAUUUAAUAAGGUGGUCUUCCACUCAAAAUUUUGAUUUUUUUUCACUUUUUUGAAAGUAGCAAAAUUGUCAUGUUUAUUUGGGGGGAGGAGGGGGAGUGAAUAGGGGUAUACAAAUCCGCCGAUUUGAAGCAAAAUCCGCGAUCCGAGCCAAAAUAUUAGAUAAAUCCGUAAUCUGAUGUAUUAAUAAGAUCAUAAAUCCGUGUAAAACAUUCGCCAGAUCCGAAAUCCGGACAAUUGUUUCUGUGAAAACCUAUUCACACCCCCCCCCCCUAUUUAUUAUAUUUUCAUGUUGUAAAGCUUUUUUAACGGUAUUUCUUCGUUAAAUAAGAAAAAAAUGGGAAAUACUGAACAAAUGUGCUAUUUUCCUCUUAGUAACCACCUUAGCAACGAAUAGUUUACUGUGAAUCUUGCCGAUUGGUUUUGAAAAAUAUGUAUUAUUACCCACCCCUCCCUGAUUUCUUUUUGGCAGAACGAUCAGGGAAAUUUAACACAUGUUUACAUGAAGUAUUUCGUUUGGGAAAGUGAUUUCAGCGAAAGUUCAGGCGAAGCAUUUCCUCAUUUGCAAUUUAAAUUUUCACAUAAUUAAUAUUUGUUCGGUGUUAAAAGUUGGUUUAAAAUGCGACGUGCUCGAUCUGGUUAUUCGGGAAAGCGAAAAUAUUAUGGUAAUCAACACACACGUCAAAGAAACGCGUCGGAGAACUGCGGUGAAUCAUGUCGGCCAUAUAAAUGAACAGCCAAAACGAAAACGACUAUCAGCUAGGAAAAUAAAUCCUUCAAAGCCACAAAAGGUUGCUGAUGACGGAAUAUUUACGGGUACACUAAUCGUAAGUGGGAUUCAGUUUGUUGAUAUGACAAUUUUUUCAGGUGUUUAGCAUUUUACCAUGCAAAGAAUGCAAUGAAUGUUGCCAAUUGCCUUACUUUGAACGAAAUGGGUUAAAACGAAAAGGGUGUGCCUCCCAUCUUCAGCCACUUUGUUGUUCUUGUGGUUGGAAUAAGUCGUUUUUUACCUCACGUCAGAUAUCACGUUUUUUUUUAAGUAAACAGGAGGUUUGUGUAUGCUCUAAGAUCCAUUGGUUGUGGUCAUGCUGCAGCAAAACGGUUUUGUGGUCUGAUAAACAUGCCACCUCCUCCUCGACCAACUCCAUAUUCACAGUUACAUGGCAGAGAAAGCAAAUAAGACGAGUGAAUAUACAAACAUGGAGCUGAUUUGCCUGUGGAUAUUACUGUGCAAUUAAAACCAACUAUGAGAGGCUAAGUUAUGAUGGCCUUUUGUCAAGGUGUUUAGAUGGCAAGACUCAAAAUCAGAAUAAGUCUUUAAAGGUAUGAUUUGGGAACGGUUGCCAAAACAAACAUUUCUCGGCUCGGACGUACUGCAACUUGGAGUACAUGAUGCUAUUGCCCACUUCAAUAUUGGACGUGAAGCUUCUAUUCAAGUUCUGAAGAACAUUAGCAUUAAUCCUGGGAAAUAUUGUGAAGCUGAAUGUUCUCAAUAUGACGAUAUGAUAAGUAAAAAGGCAGACUAUAAGGAACAAGAUAUAUUAAGAUUGCGGACCGAGAAAAGUGCCUCGUGGGAGGAAGAAGAAAAAGGGGGACCAGGAUGAAGAAAAUGAGGGAGAAACUUAUGCAUGUGGCUCAUUUUAGAUUGCAUCAAACAUUUUUGCUGAAAAUGAGCUCCAAUUAUGAGGGAUAGCUAUAUAAGUGAGCCCACACAUUAUCACUACUAUUAUUAUUAUUUCGAGCUGAGCAGAACGUGCUUUGCACAUGUCUGAAGUUUAAUCGAAAUAUUCUUAAUCUACGACUUUUGGAUUCAUUAAUAUUAAUUAUGAUCCGUUCAAGCUUUAUUUGUUUACUUUUGUCCUGUGUUAUACAUACGCUCAUUUUGUGAAAAGGAUUUUGUGUCCUUUGUCCAAUGCCGUUGUAAUAACAAGAUUAAUGAUCGUAAUUCAAAUGUUUAUUCUAACCAUUCUGCAUCACAUGGAACAAAUGCGGAGACCGUCAUCACUCCACCAACUACAGCCGCUGUUAAGAAGUCGGGAACAAAGUGUUGUUGCGGAAAGGUUUGUAAAGGAGCUCGAGGUUUAAAAAUGCAUCAACGUAGUUGUCGGGUCAUCAUGGGACUAAAUAAAAAGCUAUUAGAAAAUGUAUUUGAAUAGGAAGAAAGCAACAACAACUGUGCUGGAGACCUAGAUGAUAUUGACACCACCUCAGUUUACAAUACUAAUCAGGAGGAAGAAUAUCCUGAGUUAAAAAAGGGUAUAAAUCUUCCUAAAACCAAUUCAGAAUGGCUAACGGCUAACGAACAUUUGAAAUUUUCACUAAUGUCUAAUUUACCAAUCACAAGUGACGAUUUAAAUAUAUCAAUUAAACUACUAAAUGACACCAUUUACACCUACUUUGCUGGAAACUUCGGGUUUGUGGAACGUCUGCCGGAUAAAUUACUCAAUGACAAAUACAAGAAUCACAGCAUAAAGGACUUGAACAAAGCAUUGAAACUACUUAAAUUAUCCAACUCUGAACUUGCCGAAAUUAGAUAUGUCUUUCGGCUCGUGCGAAAUAAGCUCAAAUCUAACAAAACUAAUGAUAACAUGCAUAAUAGUACCGAUGAGUCGUUUAACCACGAUAAAUACUUUGAACGUAAUUUCUGGGGAUAUGUCAAGAGAGUCAUAAAUUGCAGCGAAUCGAUUCUCCCUGCCUUCGAUAUGGACGACUGUUUAAAGUACUUUAAGACAGUCCUGACUAAGGUCAACCCAAACAAAAGAUUUCAAAUUCCAAGUUGGAUUCCAAUGUUACACGAUCCCAUUACCGAAUUUGACCUUAAACCUCCAACUUACCGACAAAUAACAAACAUUACUCGCAAAAUGAAAACAUCUGGCUCACCUUGUCUUCUAGACCAAAUCUCUAUUAUAAGUUUUAAACGUUGCCCAUACCUCCGAACAUAUUUAACCGAACUAAUUCAAGCAGUUUGGCUUUCUGGAUCUGUACCUGACGAAUGGAUGAAAGCUUGUACUAUAUUAAUCCACAAGAAAAAUAGACCUUAUUCAUAAAUCGUGACGAGGCCUCGUAUCCUAGGAUAGGGAACAAAACGCGGGAAAACAAGCGAAAACUGCUUGACAAGCCAAUUUCAGAUGCUAUUGUGUCGACUUUAGCGGCUUGUUUCUUGGUGCUUUUUGCGAUUUAUAACGAUUUUUGUGUGUAUUUUAAGACUUUGUGCCCACAACAAAAGCGAUAAACGAGUAUAUUAUAAAAGCGACCGGUUUUUCUCCCGUUUUUGUGUGGAAAAAAUGACAACGUAGCGAUGGUGUUUAUCCAGAAGCGAAAAACAACAGUAUUUUACUGAGAUUUUAACGUCAAUAUAAAGGUUAAUUUUGUGAAGAAUCAAGACAACUAUGGAAUGGAAGUAUAAUUUUUCGAAUUUGACAUGAAUAUGAAAGAAAAUAACAGUAAAAAAUCACAAGAGGACGUCAAAUGUUAUUGAUUCGUACGGAAAAAUAUGAACUAUGGCUGUGGCUCGAUAACAUUCUGCAAGCAGCUUACAAGUUUAAAAAAUGAAGGCUACAUUACCUGAGUGAGUUGUAAUCCUAUUUCUUCAACAAUAGCUUCAUAUUUCUUACGAUUUUGGUGUUGUAUAGACGUUUUGUAGCCUUGUUGGUUGGUUGUUUUGGCUAUACAAACUACGACAAUAAUACAAAGUCAAGGGUUUCCUUUUUUGAUUGACUCCAGCAUCUUUUGCUUUAAAUAUCACGUUAUAUUUUCUCAGAAGUAUUUUUUCAACUUUCAAGAUCAGUUUUAUAGAUAUUAUUUUCGAUAAAAGCCGUCAUAUUCACGAAAAAGAGCUGCCAUAGUCGACAGCAAAGAAAAACACAUUUUGUCAAUUUUCCCGCGUUUUUCCCCGUUUCCUAGGAUACGAGGCCUCAUCACGAUUUAUGAAUAUUAAGGUCUAUGAUGCUAAUCUUCCCGAGAACUUCCGUCCAAUAACUCUUCAAUCCGUACCACUGAAAGUAUUCACUUCAAGUCUCUGUAAUGCAAUGUUCUCUUACCUACUCGCCAAUAACUUUAUCGAGCACGGAAUACAAAAAGGCUUCACCCCUCAUAUAUCGGGGACAUUUGAACAUACAGCACAAAUGGCUUAUAUAAUCAAUCAAGCACGAAUAAGACAGCGAUCUCUCGUUAUAACCCUUCUUGACCUCAAGAAUGCGUUUGGUGAAGUACAUCACAAUUUAAUCCAAUCUGUUCUUGGCUAUCAUCACAUACCUCAACAUAUUCAACUCAUGAUUAAGAGCCUUUACACAAACUUUAAAACAUCAAUCAUCACAUCUGAUUUUAUCACCCCAUUUGUAGAAGUAGGUCGUGGAGUUUUGCAGGGAGAUUGCCUCAGUCCAUUACUAUUUAAUCUAUGCUUUAAUACUUUUAUCCAGCACAUAAAAUCGGAGAAAUAUCAACAGUUCGGUUUUUCCUAUAAACUUCUCAACCCAAUUCAUUGGUUCCAGUUCGCUGACGACGCAGCCGUAAUAACCGGCCAAGAAUCUUAAAAUCAACACCUACUAAACCGUUUUGCAAUUUGGUGUCAAUGGUCUGACAUGAUUAUUCGGGUAGAUAAAUGUAGCACCUUCGGCAUCAAAAAAGCUCUUACCAAAUCAGUUCAAUACCUCCCUAAGUUAAUCAUUAACAAGUCUAUUAUUCCGGCUAUUGAAAAUGGAAAAUCAUUAUGCUAUUUAGGAAGGUACUUUAAUUACGAAAUGACAAAUAAUGAACAUAAAUCGGAAUUAGUAUCCCUAUUGACAGACCUAAUGAAAGAAAUAGAUCUGAAGCCAUUACAUCCGAGAAACAAGAUUCUCCUUUACAGUCGCUACGUUCUUUCAAAACUCUCAUGGCAUUUCACUAUAACAUCAAUUAAAAAAACGUGGAUUUCUGAAAACUUGGACUCAGUUUUCAAACAGUACAUUCGUAAAUGGCUUGAGGUACCUAUUUCUGGAUCACUUAGUAAUAUUUACCUAACCAGUAACAAAUUUGGUCUGAACAUUAUCCCCCCAUCAACUAAAUUCAUACAAUGUCAAAUAACUAUCCGCUGUGCUCUGAAGUCAUCUCCCAAUGAAUCAAUAACCCACCUCGGGAUAUCGACUUGAAAUCAUACUAACACCCAAUAUGAUCAGUAUACGUCGACAAAAGAAGUAAUUAAGUCAUUCCGUGAAAUUCAAGAAGAUAAAUUGGAAAAUCAGUUAAAAUGCCAAAGUUCAUUCUUCUCCAGCAUCUCCAAAUUUCCACUACCCCAAGUAAAUUCGAUUUGACCAACCUGUCAAUCCAAACUACCAAAAAAUAUUUUCAACUUCACUAUUCGCUACAUAAACAAUUCGCUACCAACCCGCAAAAACCUUCAACGAUGGGGACUGUCCUCAUCCUCUGAAUGCUCGUUUUGCCUUAAACCUGAAUUUUUUUACACGUUGUUGCCGGCUGCAGUUCUUACCUUGAUCGUGUUACUUGGAAACACGACUCAAUCCUAAAUUUUAUUGCUACUAACCCCCCAUUAGAACAUAUUCGGACCAUUUAUGCUGACUUACCAUCAUUCUCUAAUCCCUCUAUUAUUACUGGUGAUGACUAUCAUCCUGAUUUACUAAUUUUGACCAAAGACAAUUGUCUAUAUGUACUCGAACUAACCGUUGGAUUUGAGACUAACCUAAGGAAUAAUGUACAGCGUAAAUAUUCAAAAUAUAAAGAGAUGAUCAUAGAACAAAAGAAAAAAUUCCAUCCGGUAAAGUUCAUUAAUCGCUCAAUCAGUGCACUCGGUGUUUUUGAAAAAGAAUCUUCAGCUUUAAUACAAAUGUUGGAACAUUUAAACUCAGAUAUGGCCGGUGUUAAAUAUAUAAUUAGGAAAAUCAUUAAUAUUGCAAUAAGAACGACAUAUUACGUUUUCUGUUCUACGGAAACAAGGACUGGUCGAAUCCAGACUUAAUGAACGUCUAGCUAGUCUCUUACUUUUUGUAUCAUAGAAUUAUGUCCAUGUGUAGUGUAAUAAUGUAUAGUGUAUCAAGUAACCAAUUGUAAAUUACCUUUAACAGUGAGAUUUGCAAUUGUAAGUGCAUAAAAAAUUCAAUAAAGUUUUUAUUAUUUUUUCAUUAUUAUUAUUAUUAUUAUUAUUAUUAUUAUUAUCAGUCCUGAACUUUCUUGCUCAUCAGUUACAAACUGUUGACGGUUCUACUCUCUACGCUGAUCUAAAUGGAUUCAAAAGCCCUUCAAUACUUACUGGUGAUACGUAUCGCCCAGAUUUGUUAUUAUCGUGCUCAAAUGGUUCCUUAUAUGUGGUUGAACUCACCACUGGUUAUGAGACAAACCUCAAAAACAACGUAAAACGGAAGAGGGAUAAAUAUAGAGAAUUAUUGAGACAGCUAGGUAAAAAUUUUAACCAAGUUAAAUUUAUAAACCUCUCCAUCAGCUCUUUAGGUAUUUUUGCAGAAGAAUGUUAUACAUUUUUAGACAUGUUAGAUAGUAUUGGUCUUGACAAAAAACACCAAAUGUACUGCGUUAGGAAAAUGAUGACUAUUGCUAUUAGAACUACAUAUUACAUUUUUUGUUGCCGAAAUAAGGAAUGGGAAAAUCCGGAUUUACUAACAAUUUGACUUAUCUCAUUGUAUAUAUAUAUAUAUUGCAUGCACUUUGUUCUGUUAUUUUAGUUUAGUAUAAUUGUGAUUUAAAUAGCCAACCGUAAGUUACCUUUAUGAGAGAGAUUUACGAUUGUAUAUGUAUGUAAAGAAAAACAUUUAAUAAAGUUUCCAUUAUUAUUAUUAUUAUUAUUAUUAUCGGAAAAAAGCCAAAUAUAAAGAACUAGUAAAACAACUAGACGAAAAUUUUAACGAAGUAAACUUUAUAAAUCUUUCUAUGAGCUCCCUAGGUAUUUUUUGCGCAAGAAUGCUCUACAUUCUUAGAAAUGUUAGGAAAUGUUGGUCUGGACAAAAACUACCAGACGUACUUACUGUGUUAGGAAAAUGAUGACUAUUGCCAUUCGAAGUACAUACUAUAUUUUUUGCUGCCGAAAUAAGGAAUGGGAAAGUCCGGACUUGUUAACUAUUUGAAAUAUCUGAUUGUCUUGUAUAUUUAUAUAUUUUCGUGUAUUCUGUCUUAUCAUUCUUAUUAGUUCAUAUAGUUGUGAUUCAAAUAGCCAAUUGUAAGUUACCUUAAAUUAGUGAGAUUUACAAUUGUAUAUACCGUAUAUAGUAUAUAAACAAAAUUAUUAAAGUUUCCAUUAUUACCUCCGCCAGGAGGUUAUGUAAUCAUCUGGGUUUGUAUGUUUACCUCCGCCAGGAGGUUAUGUAAUCAUCUGGGUUUGUAUGUGUGUGUGUGUGUGUGUAUGUGUGUGUGUAUGUGUGUGUGUGUGUAUGUGUGUGUGUGUGUAUGUGUGUGUGUGUGUAUGUGUGUGUGUUUGUCUGUGAGCACGAUAACUCAAGAAAUACCAAACAUAUCCGUACGAAAUUUUGUGAGUGCAUUUCCCAUCGGCCAAGGAAGAACUGAUUAAAAUUUGGUUGAAUUUGGUUAAAAAUUGAACGAGAAAAGAACAAACGUUUGUCUUGCUGUUCCCGGUCAAUUAAAUAAAACUUUAUACUGAAUGCGUAAUUAGGACGUGCAUAAUAUAUGCAUCAGCUAUUCAAAUUAUAAUAACAAUAGAUUACUUCAAUAUUUUGCGCGUAGGCGGAGGUAUGCAGUCUCUGAGUGCCCUCUAGUUAUUAUUAUUAUUAUUAUUAUUACUUUGAAACUUGAUUUGUUCCAAUUCAGAAAUUUAGCCAACCCGCAUUGUUCUGAAAAGGAUAUCUCAAGAAAUACUAGUAGUAAUUAUUUGAAACUUUCACAAAUGCUUGUUCUGAUAUUGCUUUGUGUUCUGAACCAACAAAAAUGACAAAAAUACUAUAAUUUUAGUAAAUGAGUGACAUGUUGCUGUUAGGCUCGGGCAAAAUUCUCCUGAUUUGUUAGAAAAAUUUACUAUAUUUUUACUUGUAAUAAAAUAUAUUAGUAUUUUGGGGGUUCAGAAUAUAGAGCAACUUUUUCUGUACACUCUAAGCCUUUUUUGAGAAAUUUAGACCACUGGUUCUUAAGUUAUCUUUUGCACAAAACAUGGCCGUUUUUCACAGUUGGGGGCCUCUAACCUGGUUACCAUGGCAACAACAUGUGUAUCGAAAACAUAAUUUUAUUUAGUGUCACUUUUCCUUCCAAGGGGUACAAAAAUAUAUAAUUAUAACCUAAUUUUAAACUUUUUUCAAUUUUGAGUGGAAGGUUAUAUAUGUAUAUACAUUAACAAAUUAUUUAGCACAUUUUAGCGCAGAAAAGCAAUUACAUAAGAUGAAAUUGAAGGUGGACUUUAAGGACCACCUUACAGUGAUUAAUCUUAAUUCGAAUGUUAAAAUUUACGGUAUUACAUAAUUAUACAUAAUGCAGCUGUGACACGCAUUUUUUCAUUGAAGAAAAACUAAGAAAGUUCUCAAUUAUUAUUAGAAAGCAUAAAAUGUACAUACUGUAUUUGAUCCAUGGGAAAUGUUUCCCAUUUCAGUUGGGGUAUAUAAUUUGAUCUUCGGCCAAUGUGUCUCUUUAUAUAUGUUCUACUCUCUUUUGCGUAUUGCGAUAUGUAAAGAAUUAAAAUGUUUACAAAAUUAAUGUUAUUUUCUUCUUAUUUUCUUGCUUUAUUAUAAAAAUUAGCCUUAAAUAAUAUUGUACCAACGUUAAAAGGUCAUGAUGAUGUUGGACACAAAAAUUACUAGUCUUCGGAAACAUUACCUUUUACUUACAGUAUUAAGAUAUUUACGAUUAUGUCGCUAAGUUUGAUUGGCUAACGUAAGACAAAUGGAAUGGAAUGUUGUGCUCGAGUGAGCAGCCGCUCGUGGGGAGAAACCUCGGCACAAAGAGUGGUUGCGAGGGAGAUUAAAAAAUUACGGGAACCACUGAGUAUUUUAAUAAAAUAUCUUUUUGAUAAAAAUAAAAAUAAAAUAGGGCUACCUAUACCUUAUCUUGCCAAAAAUAUGCUACCCGACUAACCCGCUCAUUUAUACAGAGAAUAACCCCACUACUAAAAUUAAAAUGCAAUUUCGAUUUCAUCAUUAAUUGGAAAACUACUAACUAUGUUGUUCAUUAUUGCCAAUUUUCCCUAAAACAGCUAAGAUUAAUACGUGUCUUAAAUGAAAUACAUACAAGGAUUAGCUUGUAUUUGAAGCUAACCUUUCUGUUUCUGGAUUUGACAUUAUUAGCACUUGUUGCAAUAACAUUUUUCAAGUUUACUUGUGUGACAGAUUUAAAACAAAAACAUGAAUACCUGUCGUGUAUACAUAUUUUACAUAAUCCCUCUUGAACACUUUUAGACCUUUAAUAUGCUGUUUUGUUUAAAUAUAGGCUCAGAGAAAGAGAAUAAAAUUAAAAUUUCAUGCAGAGAUGACCUGAUAAAAGUCACGUGGCGGAAUCAUGAAGAUAAAGAAUCUGGUAUAGCCUUAAUGGAAUGGUGCAUUGAAACUAUCAAUAAUACAUGUAAUAUACAGACCUGGGAAUCUCUAUCACCGAACAUAUUGACAGUCUCUGCUACAAUACAUUCUCUUUCUACGAUGACAGGUAUCCAAGGGGUUGUUCGCAUUACAAAUGGAGUGGGAAACUAUGUUCUACUCAAGUCUUCAAAAUGCAAUCCCGAACGAAUUUUUCCUCCUCUAAUUAACGUUUCAAUCAUCCAUGAAUUGAAUGAUUUGACGCCAGUUUCGGUUUACCAAACCAACACAGACUUAAUCAUUCUUAACUGGUCAUUACCACAAAAUAAAUCUUUGUAUUCUAGUGUACACGCUGCUUUGGCCAAUUACGACCAAAAUGCAAUCGGAACUAUUCUUGGCCUUGGUGUAAAAUGGCAUGGAGAACAUCUUGUUUUUAAUUUCGUGGAAAUCCCGAACGGAAAGUCGCAUAUAAUAUUUAGUGGUAAUACCUUAAAGCCCUACGUCAAGUAUCGCCCGAUCUUAAGACUCUGCAACAAGCUUGACCUCUGUACCGAUUCCAGUGGAGAUCCGAUAGUAAUAAUUCCAGACGCACCACCUGAUUUACAGAUUAACACGACGGAUACAGUUGAAGGAACAGAGCAAGAUCGUUGGCAAAAAUAUGUUGGCGGAAUCCCAAGAUUACCACGCGAAAUAUUUGAAGAAACCCUAUUUGUACCAGAUCCCUUUAGUUUACUGAUUAAAGCCAGCCUUAAGAAAGUAAACGAAACAACACUUUUUAAUAAGUAUGUCGCUACAACUUACAAAGCAAGCGUAUAUCGGGUUACGUCUGGUGCGAACGAAACUAGAAAUGUAACAAUGGAGAAUCAAACGAUAUUUAAUGACUCUCAUCUUUAUAGCAAUUUGGAUGUUUGUUGCUCCAAAACAAAUAAGCUACCACAAAUUGUGUAUCUAGAUCGACAGUUCAUGCCGGUAGAGGAAACUAACUUAUUUGGUGUCACGGUUAGUGCUUUUGGCAAAGACGUAAUUGUGGCAUCUUCCCAAAAUGCAGUUUAUAUGUUUUUGAUAGAAUCACUACAUAUCACGCGCAUUGCACACAUCUCUUUCAAUACGAGCAACAGAGACAGUUACGUCAAAGUUAAAGCAAAAAAUGGUACAAUUUUGGUCUUUGUUGCGGGGUCAUUGGUAUUAAGGAAGCAUAACAAAGACAACCUCACUUCGCAAAGCUCAUUAAUUUAUAUAACAAACUGUAAUUAUACAAUGACAGGUACACCUGAAAAUUGCUCGGGAGAUAACCAAUGGUCUCCAUUAAAAAGCGUUGGAGCCGAAUUUGCAUACGAUGGAGCAGAUGUCAUUGCUGUGAGCGGUAAGGAUCCUUUUGGAUGCUACCAUGUUGUUGCUGCUUUUAAGAAUGAUAGUAACUCGUGGAAAUUACAUCAAGUACUUGGACAUGAAGAAAAGGACUUCACCACUCCCAACAGUAUCUCAAUAAAUCAACAAUUCAUGGUAAUAGCAGGUUCUCAAAUUCGUAUAUAUUCAAAGAGAUUGGAUUCUUCCUGGAAAGCAGAAAUAGCUAUUUCAGAAAGCUUGCCUCAACAUUUUUUUGGUGCAAAAACCGUGUAUUUGACGAAUGAAAACGAACUAUUCGUUCUCAUAAAGGAAGCGAGGACGUUGAAUGUUUUUCAGCUUGUGACCACGACAACAAAGGCAAUACCGAGGUGCAAAUACGUAUUUUCUGAAAACGUUGAGCUUAGCGGCAGCUUAGAUGUCUCAGAAAGCAGUGCGAUUGUUGCUGCAAUUGGAAUGAGAUCAGGUGGACGAGAUGGAGCGGAACUGAUACUUUACGAACACAACGAAGGUUGCAUAAGGAUAGGUGCAGUGCUUUCUAAAUCAAUGUCGCGCUUUGAUGACGGUCAUUUUGGAACAUCCGUGGCCAUUACCGGAAAUCAUAUCAUCAUUGGUACUCCCGGAAAAGUUACUUGGCCAACCAAUUACGUGAAUGUAGGAUCUGGACGAUUAUAUGUAACGACGUUUUGUAAACGGAAUCACGUGCGCAAGAAAGUUUUCGGUGCUGACCAAAAAGAACGUGUCGUGUGCACUCCGUGUGGACGAAACGAACAGGCAUAUCCUGGAUUUGAAGAACAGUGUACUAAUUGCAGCAACAGUAUUUGUUUGAAUCGCUCGACGGAUGCAAUAUUUAAGGUUUCACAUUGUGAGACUUACCCUUGCACCGUACAGAAUAAUCGAACCAUUAAGCAAAAUGUGUCUAGAGAUAACCUAACCGUUACUGAAUCGACACAAAACUUCGAAGAAGAAGAGUUCUAUCAACCAGGGUCCAGACAGAGUUAUUUUAUCAGACUGACACAGUUCUCAGCGACGGGAACGACAAAAAUCUCCGAUAGCUUUCCGUUUUCUAUUGAUUACACCUCUCCCGAGGCUGGUUCGGUUUUCGAUGGGUUAGGCAGCGAUGAUUCCCGAAAUUGUUCGACAAAUACGACGUUCAGUUCCGAACACCAAUGCACAAGCCGGAGUUUCUCUGAAACGGACUUAGAUUACACCAAUAAUACUUACGAAAUUAGUGCUCGAUGGGUCGACUUUCGUGAUAACGAGAGCAACGUUGCACAUUAUUUCUGGUGUGUAGGUUCAAGACCACUUCAUGAUGAUAUUAUGGAGUGUGAAAAUGCAACAAGUCGUCUCAAUAAGACUAUCAAAGGCUUAUCUUUGCAACAUAAUGACCAGUAUUACGUAACUGUAUUAGUAUGUAACUACGCUGGAUUAUGUACGGCCAAAUCAAGCGAUGGAGUUUUGGUUGAUAGUACUCCCCCAAUAAUGCAUUACGUGAGAGAUGGAUUGGUCGGACCAGAUAUCAACUUUCAGGUGAAUUUAACUUAUUCUGAUUGUUAAUUAUGUGUGAUAGGAAAUACAAUUGCCAGCGCAAUUGAGAUAAAACAUUCACAAGUCAGUUUUUGAAACAGCAUCAAAACAGUACGAGUCAGAAGGACGAGUGCUACUUGAGGACUUUAAAAACUCACAAAUGUUUGAUUUAUUCCAAUUUUCACGACAAACAAUCCUUUUACGUAUUAAUCCAGAGCCAUUGGCCCGGUGCGCCGUUCCGGGCGUAAGCCCGGGGCAAAGGCACUAAUUCCGCACGGCUAUUUACACACUGGGAAGGUAAAUACUGUAGCGAAACGUUUAAUAGAAGGAAGCAAAGUGGCCGACGUUAAUGAAGGUAAGUUUGUUUUUAAUAUUGAUGUAUUGUUUGCUUUAAAUUGCUUUAAAAACUGAUACGAGCAAAUAAUUUCAGUGUAUUUUUAUAAAUUACCCUAUUUUAUCAUAUUAAAAUCUUUAAAUACAGAGGAAUACAAAGUUAUUUUCAUGCGAGAAUUUGAAAUCAGUUUAUUUCUAACUCAAUGCUUACCGAUAAAAGACUUAGUUUAGUCUUAAAAAUAUUUCAAAACGUUUUGCGAAGCGUUUGUGGUUGAAUUUUACAUUAAAUUGAAGAUUAUAUUACGUAUAAUAACAUACCCAACAUACAUAUACGUUUGGCAAAUUGAUCAUUGUGUAGUUAAAAGUGAUAUUUUGGGGGGAUUUUUCAAUUUUAAUACUGUUUUUAGUAUCGAUAGGGAAAGAUUUUCAACUUUUUUUAUUGUUUUUGAGUUUCAAAUUGUCUUCUCUUCUCGGUAUGUUUUGGCGCGACACGUGAGAGGUCCGUUACGUGAGUGCGAAGGCUCCAUUUACGUGAUGAACCUGGGAUUACGGACCGGAAAAAAAUAGCCGGUAUCACUUGAAAGAGCGUUUGAUUUAAGAACAUGUCCGGCGUAGGACAUUACUUAGGGAGUUUGUAACAAAAUACUUAUUUGGAUUUAGGUUUUUACGAAUGUUAUGUUCGGUAACUGGAAAGCAGAAGACUCCGAAAGUGGCGUGGUGUCAUAUGAGAUAUGCUGGGGGUCAGAACCUGGCUUGGAUGACGUCUGGGAAUUCCAAGAAAUAGGAAAUGCUUCAAGGUGGUACGCGAAAUUUGAUAACGGUGGUCUGGAAAAAGAGCGCACGUUUUAUGUCACAGUCAAAGCGAUAAACGGAGCGGGUCUUGAAUCUGAGCCAAUGACAUCUGACGGGAUUACAGUUGGCAAAACAGAAUUUGUGUUCUCGAAAAAUGAUUCAGGCUCAUUCUUCUUCGACACUGUGAAUGUUGACUUGAACGAAACCAGGGAAGACACAGAUUUCGGUAAUACAUUUGGAACUGUAGAUGUCCCAGCUGGAGCUGUUGAUGAUGAUGUUAAAUUUCAGAUGUAUAGUCUUGGAGAAAAGGAAUUCGAGAAUGACACGGGCGUCAACACAACUAUUGUCAACCCGGAAGUCUUUAAACCACCCAAGGUAAAAAUACAUUUUAAAACUAGAGGGCAUGCAUUAGGAUACUACAGAAGUUAGCAUAAAUUGCAUAAAUUAUAUAAUGGGUUGGAUUACGUAUUUACUUAGCCUACGGUGUAGACCCCAGCAGAAACAUGUUUCGUGAGGGGUCUACGAAUGAACGAAGAAAAGCUUACCCGACCGUCAUAUCCGUUUUACGUUUUGGGUAAAUUAACUUCAAUUUAUUCAAAUUUCUGAAGCGUGCGUAAAUGUAAAUUUUUAUUUAGCGCUUAUUAAAAUGUUCCAUGGCGGGCUUUGUGCAAUAAAAUAUGUACCCUAAUACCCUGACUAUACCCAGCCAUUAAACACAUGUCCGAACGGACUAAAAAGUUCUUGUCAUUCGCACAAAUUGUUAGGCUGUUGAAGGCUUGAAGCUUGUCAAGACAUCCAAUUUUUGAAGUCGAAAACAAAGUCGAUUUCACACUAAAUGUAGCCGGCAUUUUAGCUUUAUCGCAAGUCGGCUCGAAUCCAAGUUUUCUCACAACAUUUCGUUAAUAAAGGAAUACCGAAUGGUUUUCCGUGCAGGAUUGCGUGAUCCUUGGACGCGGGAUGUUGCGAGACUUUCGGAAAGCGUAAAAAUACACGAGCCGUAGGCGAGUGUAUUUUUACGCUUUUCGACAGUCGAAAACAACAAUCGUGAUUUAACUAAUCGGAGAAUCGCUACUCCACGCUAUUGAAAACAACAACAAAUGGGAACAGAAUUUGAUCGCAAUUACUCCAAAAUAUACGUCGAAAAUGCAGAGACUUUUUCGAUAAAAUAUACAAAAUUUGAAAUGGAAACCCCGCUAAACAGAGAGCCAGAGUAGUUUUGAAGAUUCUCGACCUGAAUACUUGAAGAUUGCGAAGCGUUUGAGCUUUGAAGCGAGAGAUGUUGUACUUGCCAUGUCUGAUGAAUUUCAACGCUACGCGUUGCUACUUGCUGAAUAGCAAUGUAUCGAUCAGAAAUUUAUUCAUACAACUAAAGCAACGUCUCAAUAAUUGCAAACUUACUUCACAGUCAAAAGGUAUCGUACAAUAAAACUUUACAAUGCUAGUAUAUUUGUAAAAUUACUCUAUGUGCAAGAAUUUCUGUUCAGAAUUUCCUGUGCAGGAUUGUCUGAUCCUGCACGACUGUUGACCAAUCAAAUUGCGUGUUUCACUGUAGUUAUUAUAUAAUGCUGUUUCGUGCACGUUCGUUAUCGUAUUGUCUAUGCUCUAGCUCAC
Molecule: messenger RNA, 43322 nt
Organism: Paramuricea clavata
Lineage: Eukaryota; Metazoa; Cnidaria; Anthozoa; Malacalcyonacea; Plexauridae
Source: the annotation of a GenBank genome assembly